GCACACCUCUGCAUCUCCCCCACACCGCACACACGAGACAAGACAAGAAGCAGAGACCCUACGCACGCACGCACGCACGCAGACGCGAGGAUGGCACGCACCGGCGCCACGACCACGACGGCAGCUGCUGCGGCGCUGCUCCUGCUGGCGCUGGUGGCCACCGGCGCCGCCGCGGUCGACGCGGCCGCUGGCGGCCAUGAGAUGACUGCUGCCGGCGGUCGCCGCGGCGUCCGGGCCCAGCCGGCGGGGCUGACGCAGUGCAUGGGCGGGUGCGGGACGAAGGUCGCAUCGUGCCUCCUUGACUGCUACAACACGGCCACCGGAGGGACCAUGCCCAUCUGCUACCUCGGAUGCACCAACCACGCCGUCUUCUGCGCCACCGACUGCACCACCCAGGGGCUCUGAUUCCCAAUCAAUCCAUCCGGCUAGCGAUGAACUAUACAUGGCCUCGAAAUGUAUGACAUCAUAUGGAGUAUCAACGCAUACGCACCGCAUGUAUAAUCCGUUCACCGCGCACAUUCCACCCCGGACCCUCUCACGUAUGAAUAAGAUCGGUUGUAAGUACUUCGUUUCAGUCGACCUGUGCGACUAGACACGAGCCUGUAUGCUGAAGUGGUGAAUAUACACAGCUUGCUACUA
Molecule: messenger RNA, 639 nt
Organism: Triticum aestivum (bread wheat)
Lineage: Eukaryota; Viridiplantae; Streptophyta; Magnoliopsida; Poales; Poaceae
Product: anther-specific protein RTS
Exons: 1
Coding region: 91-405 (104 amino acids)
Source: RefSeq, a predicted model, not a curated record